Molecule: messenger RNA, 654 nt
Organism: Nerophis lumbriciformis (worm pipefish)
Lineage: Eukaryota; Metazoa; Chordata; Actinopteri; Syngnathiformes; Syngnathidae
Source: RefSeq, a predicted model, not a curated record
AUGCCCGUAUCGCGCCAGGGUGCCGAGAAUGCAAAGACAAUGAUCAGGAACUCCCCGAUCGCCUAUGGGUCAGUCGCUAAGUGGCUGCAUUGGUUAACGGCACUGUGCUUUCUGGUUGCCUAUGUGGCGUUCUAUUACGGCCACUGGUUUACAGAACCGCGGACACCAGAUCGCCGACUGAUUACCGCGGUACACGCCAUGUUUGGAUUUUCAGUGCUGAUAAUGGUGCUACCGCGGCUGAUCUGGAAGUGGUCCAACGUCUCGCCGGAGCCCGAUCCUGCGCCGCGCUGGCAACACGUUACCGCUAACCUUGCUCAUUUUGCGCUGUACUUUUUCAUCAUCGCCAUGCCGCUAAGUGGCUGGAUGGGUUACGGCGGGCGGGUAAUCAACAUGUUCUGGCUGUUCGAAAUACCCACGUUUCGUUACACCCAGCUGUUUGUCUGGCUGGUUGAGGGAAAGCUGGGGUUAACCUGGGAUGAGUGGGAAGCGCCGAUCGAUUUUUUCCACAAAAAAAUUGCUGGGGCCUGGCUGGUGUGGAUACUGAUUGGCGUGCACGCUGGCGCUGCCCUGUACCAUCACUUCGUGCAGAAGGACAAUACACUGCGCCGUAUGUUACCCGGCGCCAGGGUGAUUGGUGAUGAUCAUGGCCAAUAG